GAGCAUCCACGUGCCGAGCGACCAAGCGUGGGCAGAACAGGAGGUGAGCGUCGUGACAGCUGGAGGCCCAAACCUGCGUGAUGGCUGAUUCUGACCCUGCGGACAUAAACUAUAAUGAUAUGCUGAAAAUGCUGUCAGACCUAAACAAGGACUUGGAAAAGCUACUGGAAGAGAUGGAGAAAAUCUCAGUGCAAGCCACCUGGAUGGCCUAUGACAUGGUGGUGAUCCGCACCAACCCCACGCUGGCCGAGUCCAUGCGGCGCCUAGAGGAUGCCUUCCUCAACUGCAAGGAGGAGAUGGAGAAGAACUGGCAGGAGCUCCUCAAUGAGACCAAGCAGAAGCCGUAGGGGUGGCCCGCCCGCUGCUCCUUGCCCAGCCACAGGACCACAACCACAGCGCCACAGCCACAGCGCAUCU
This is a messenger RNA of Echinops telfairi (small Madagascar hedgehog), 417 nucleotides long. It is a transcript of the gene SYCE3, whose product is annotated as synaptonemal complex central element protein 3. Gene Ontology annotation, cellular component: central element. Gene Ontology annotation, biological process: reciprocal meiotic recombination; synaptonemal complex assembly; spermatogenesis. Lineage: Eukaryota; Metazoa; Chordata; Mammalia; Afrosoricida; Tenrecidae. The transcript has 3 exons. The record is from RefSeq and is a predicted model, not a curated record. Bases 81 to 347 code for a protein of 88 amino acids.